Messenger RNA from Thermothielavioides terrestris NRRL 8126, 667 nucleotides. RefSeq lists its product as uncharacterized. The transcript is spliced from 4 exons. Bases 182 to 439 code for a protein of 85 amino acids. The record is from RefSeq and is a predicted model, not a curated record. NCBI's taxonomy places the organism in Eukaryota, Fungi, Ascomycota, Sordariomycetes, Sordariales, Chaetomiaceae. Gene Ontology annotation, cellular component: respiratory chain complex IV; mitochondrion.
CGCGGCCUCAGGGUUUAGUUAAACCAAUCAGGAAUGCCGAGCAUGGACGAACCGAAACUGCCCGACCUCACCUCUUCCGAAGCUCUGACCUUCGCCGCCGACGACGACUGUCAACACCAAUCCGCCUUGCCACCCCAUUGAAGCUGUCCAAACCUCCCCUGAGAUCGCAGAUUCGCCCAUCAUGUCCGACGACGAGCGCGUUACCAAGCCCUUCAAGUUCGUCACAGGUGUCGACGCCCGCUUCCCGAACACCAACCAGACCAAGCACUGCUGGCAGAACUACGUCGACUACCACAAGUGCAUUCUCGCCAAGGGCGAGGACUUCCCCCCGUGCCGCCAGUUCUGGCUUGCGUACCGGUCGCUGUGCCCUAGCGGAUGGUACCAGCGGUGGGAUGAGCAGAGAGAGGCUGGCAACUUCCCCGCUCGCCUGGACCAGUAAGGGGAUGGGAUGCAGUCAUGGCGGAGCUGUGAGCGCGGGGACAUAACCCAGCCUGGACCUUGUUACACUAGCGUGGCGGCAGUUAGGGGAAUGCACGUACAUAGAGUUGGGUGCUAGCUUUUGUCCACUCGCGCAGUGACACCAGGUGAGGCAGGUGAGAGACUGAGUUGUUUCGAAGCGGAUUAUCUGCGAAAAUGUGGGUGCUCACUGUCGAUUUGCCGAUUUGCC